Caenorhabditis briggsae is the source of this 477-nucleotide messenger RNA. Gene Ontology annotation, molecular function: acireductone dioxygenase [iron(II)-requiring] activity. The coding region runs from base 1 to 477 and encodes 158 amino acids. Lineage: Eukaryota; Metazoa; Nematoda; Chromadorea; Rhabditida; Rhabditidae. The record is from RefSeq and is a predicted model, not a curated record. The transcript has 2 exons.
AUGGUCCAAAUCUGGCAAAUGGAACCAUACCCAUGUGGUGAUCCACGUCUUCCACACCAUCUCUUCCCACCAAAGAAGAUCACUCCGGAUGAGUUGAGCAAGCGUACCGGAACACUUUACUGGAAGCUGGACACUCUGGAUCAAGUGGCACUUGCCAAGAGACUGACAACUCUGAAAUUAGAGCACAAUUUCAAAAAAGAGGACAUCUUCACUUUGGACGCCGAGACUACUGCCAACUUUGACGACAAGAUUGAGGAGUUGUUCGAGGAAUCGUCGGUGCCAUUCGAGCAGGCUAGAAUGAUCAUCGAGGGAUCUGCGUACUAUGAUGUGGAGGAUAAGAAUGGGCAAUGGGUCAGAAUUUUCUGCGAGUACGGGGAUCUCAUUUUGAUUCCAUCCAACACUUGCUUCAGAUUCACCACUACACCAAAGAAUUUCGUAAAAAUGCGUCGUUUCUACAAGGAGGAAGAGGGCAACUAA